AUGAGCCACACUCGCGGGCUCAUGUCGUCCGCCCAGGCUCUACGCCAGAUCUUCAUAGUAUCCAGGCGCAUCCCCAGAGCCGGCAUUCUUUCCAAUCCUCUGCAAAAGGGACUCCAGCUUCGAUCUUUUCAACAGUCACAUUGCCUUUACCUCCGUGAAUAUCGUCCGCCCGUUCGAGGACCUCCGAGAAAUGAAGGUAUCACUGCAAGAACCGAAGAAGUCCUCGAAUCCUUUGAUCAUGAUCAUUAUUUCCUCCUGCAGGUUCAAGCUGCGGAAGACGGUAACCUUCCAGUCUGCAAAAUCUACAACAAGAAACAGGUGCGGGAAACCGAAAAAGCCAAGGCCAAAGCAGCACGAGCACCAAAGAAUACCUUGAAGUCCAUUGAGUUGAACUGGGCCAUUGAUGCGCAUGAUCUGUCACACCGGCUGAAACAGCUCACAAACUUCUUGGACAAAGGUCGGAAGGUGGAGGUCAUUUUGACUUCGAAACGACACAAACGCAGGGCAACCGUGGAUGAGAUCAAGCAAGUCAUGCAGAAAGUACUCGACACUGUGAGAGAGGCUGGUGCCAAUCAGAUAAAGCCAAUGGAGGGUGAACCUGGGAAGGUUGUUACGUUUACCGUGCAGAAGGACAUUUAG
Penicillium nucicola is the source of this 639-nucleotide messenger RNA. RefSeq names its product putative translation initiation factor IF3. The transcript is spliced from 2 exons. NCBI's taxonomy places the organism in Eukaryota, Fungi, Ascomycota, Eurotiomycetes, Eurotiales, Aspergillaceae. The record is from RefSeq and is a predicted model, not a curated record. Gene Ontology annotation, biological process: ribosome disassembly; mitochondrial translational initiation. Bases 1 to 639 code for a protein of 212 amino acids. Gene Ontology annotation, cellular component: mitochondrion. Gene Ontology annotation, molecular function: ribosome binding; translation initiation factor activity.